AUUCUAAGAAUGGCAGCACAAGCAGCCUGGUGUUGCCGACUGUCGCUCAGAUCCAUGCGAAUGUCCCUCUUGAAGGGACUCAAAGAAUUCCCCCAAAAGCAACAUCAUCCACACUCGCCGCUCUUAAAUAAAAUUACUGUCAACAUUUCAAUUAACAAAAUCCCACAUCUCCAUAUCCAAUCUUGGUCUGCGAUAGUUCCAGUCCUUGCCCAAGGCGGCACCACGAAGGAGCUCGCAUUCUACAAUGCGUCUAAAUUGCUCAACUCUGCCACCAAACCUGAUGCCUAUUCUCUGCUUCACCUUCUUCGAGCUUCUACGGACCUGGGCUUCCACUCUUACACCCGACAACUUCAUGCUUACAUUCUUAAAUCUGGGUUUGCCCCCAAUGUCUUUGUCUCCACUGCCUUGCUUAGGUUCUAUAGCGUAACGGAGUCUAUAAGUGACGCUGACAAAGCGUUUGAUGAAAUUCCUCAACCUAAUGCAGUCUCUUGGAAUACCUUGAUUUCCGCUUACGUGCAUUCUGGGCAGUUUAGGAAGGCAUUGUUUUUGUUUCUUCAACUUGAGAGGUCUGGUACAUGUCCAGAUGCCUACUCAUUUACACUGGCUUUAUCUGCUUCUGCCCACCUAAAUAUUUUGGAGAUUGGCAGGUCAAUUCAUUGCAAGAUAGUUAAAUAUGGCCUGGAGUGUGCCAUUGUUGUUGGGAAUUGCUUGAUUGAUAUGUAUGGCAAAUGUGCUUCUGUAGAGGAGGCAAUUUGUGUUUUUGAGGAAAUGAUUGAUAAAGACAUAAUUUCUUGGAAUUCAGUUAUAGCUGCAAGUGCUAGAAACCGAAGACUUGAAUUGGCAUGCGGAUUUUUCUAUCAGAUGCCUGAGCCGGACACCAUCUCAUAUAAUGAAAUUAUUAACGGGAUUGCUCAGUUUGGCAGUGUAGAGGAUGCUGUUGAAAUUUUGUUGAAUAUGCCAAAACCGAAUUCAUCUUCUUGGAAUUCCAUCAUAACAUCACUGGUCAACAAAAAUCGAGCACGAGAAGCCUUGAGCUUUUUCACUAAAAUGCAUUCAAGUGAAAUUAAAAUGGACGAGUAUACUUAUUCAGUUCUUUUGAGAGGUGUCGCUGGUCUUGCGGCUUUGAAAUGGGGAAUGCUGAUCCAUGGUUGUGCAACAAAGGGAGGUUUGGAUACAUAUUUAGUGGUCGGGAGCGCUCUCAUCGACAUGUACUCCAAAUGUGGGCAAGUAAAGAAUGCUGAAUCUGUGUUUCAGUUGUUACCUAAAAGGAAUAUAAUAACAUGGAAUGCAAUGAUCUCUGGCUAUGCUCACAAUGGUGAUUCAUAUAAGGUGAUCCAACAUUUUGAGGAAAUGAAAACUGUCGAGGAUUUGAAACCUGACGGGAUCACAUUUCUUAAUGUAAUAGCUGCAUGCUCCAAUACCGAGGUGCCACUGCAGAAGGCAAUUUGGUAUUUCGAAUCUAUGCUCAACGAUUACGGGAUUGAACCAACUGUUGAGCACUGCUGUUCAAUGAUUCGGCUUAUGGGACAAAGAGGGAAAUUGUGGAAGGCAAAGAGGAUGAUAUAUGAACUAGCAUUUGGAUCAAGUGGGACCGUUUGGAGGGCUUUGCUUGGUGCUUGUGGAGCUUGUAGGGAUUUGAAUGUCGCAAACAUAGCAGCAGCAAAAGUUAUUGAAUUGGAGGGUGAUGACGGUUAUGUCUAUGUCAUGAUGUCUAACAUAUUUGCAUCUUAUGGCAAAUGGAGAGAUGUGAGCAGAGUGAGAAAGAUCAUGAGGGAGAGAGGGGUGAGAAAAGAAGUUGGUUCUAGUUGGAUUGAGGUGGAAGGGGCCGCCCCAUAGUCAUUCAUUUAUCUAUUUGGAAUCGGCGAAACAAGGGCUUUUGAUGAAGAUAAUUGUGAAGAGCACAGCUUUAAUGAAGGAUAUACCGGCUGUCAUAACAUGGUGGAUAUUAUGAAGAGCAAAGCUAAAGAUUUUAUCAAUUCAUCAUGCUUAAUCUUCUCUUCCCGCCUCCACCAAAGCGAAGAGGGAGAAAAGACUUCAAUUGGCCGGUCCACUCCACCGAGUCCAACGCGGAUGACGGAUUCAAACCUUAUAUACGGUCUGCUUAUGUUCUGGAGGUUUGAUCCGUGAUCAUGAAGGUACUUAGCAUGGAGGUUUCUGGAUGAAGUUUUGUCAUGCUCAAUCCCCAUUUGCUGAAUUGUGGGUUUUGUUUCAACGUUUGUCUAUGGCCUGGAAUGCGCGGUUGCUUAAGAUAUUGAGGUGGAGAAUCAGCGGUAGUCGCAUGGUGCUCUAAGAGGUUGAUGUUCCUCGGGCUGUCACGGUCUUACUUGCAGGAUAAGGAGAAACUAUAACGUAAGGGAGUUGAUUCAGCGUGAAUGGGAAUUUAAAGUUUUAUCAUAUUCACAGAAAGGCCAACGGGAGUGCAUAUUGGUUGCCAAGGAUUGCUUCCACCCAUAUCUGUGGGAAGGGGAGCCAUGAGCUCCUUGACCCUCCUCCGGAGUCCGGAGGUGAUUUCUUGGGCCUUCUGGCCCACUUCAUGACAUUAGUGGUUUAAGUUUGUGUUGUUACUCUGGGCCUGGACCCAUUUAAUUAUAUUGAAAAAAACCUAUGGUUGAUACGCCUGGGAAAAUGCAAGUGCUUCCUGAAACGUAAUUUCAUUUUGUGGUGAUUGAAAAUUGAAA
Messenger RNA from Manihot esculenta (cassava), 2678 nucleotides. Its product is annotated as putative pentatricopeptide repeat-containing protein At5g47460. Gene Ontology annotation, biological process: RNA modification. NCBI's taxonomy places the organism in Eukaryota, Viridiplantae, Streptophyta, Magnoliopsida, Malpighiales, Euphorbiaceae. The transcript has a single exon. Gene Ontology annotation, molecular function: RNA binding; protein binding. Bases 10 to 1836 code for a protein of 608 amino acids. The record is from RefSeq and is a predicted model, not a curated record.